AAUUUAUUUAGAACAUACGUAUUUUUUUGUCUUUAGUUAUUUAGUUAUUAGUUUUUACUAUUUUAGGUGUUACAAUUAAAAAAUAUUUAUAGACUAUUAAUUUCUAAUUGUACAUACGUUUAUCUUUAUUCAGUUAAAUAUAAUAUAAUAAUAAAAAUAAUAUAAUAUCUUUUCCUUUUUUAUUUUAUAUGUUACUAUAAAUUUACCCACCAGUCUUACAAAGAUGGCUGUACGUAGAGCUAGUCAUGCUGGUAGUUGGUAUAAUGAAUCUGGUAUGCUUUUACAUAAUAUUAAAAAAACGUCAUAUUUGGUUUUAAAUAACGUUAGGAUUUGUUUUACAGCCAAGGAACUUGGUAAUCAAUUAGAAAACUGGUUAGGCGCUGCUGAAUUGACUCAUGGGCCUGCUAGAGCUAUAAUAGCUCCGUAAGUAUUUUGAAAUUGAAAUAUAGGAUAAAUUAUUAAUUUUUUAACUAAUGAAUUUUCACUCUUGCAGUCAUGCUGGAUACCAAUAUUGUGGUGCCUGUGCGGGAUUUGCAUAUCGCCAAAUAAGUCCAUUUGUCGUGUAAGUUUAAUAGAUUGACUUAUAUUUUUUCAAUUUAAUUCCUAAAUUAUUUUUAGACAACGCAUUUUUAUAUUGGGGCCUUCACACAAUGUUCGUCUGUCUGGAUGUGCUUUGUCUAGUGCUGUAAAGUAUAAAACACCAUUUUAUGAUUUACAAAUAGACAACGAAGGUAAACAUUAAUUAUAAUGUUUUAUUUAAAAAAAAACCAAGUCAUUUUUUUCUAUUUAUUUAUGUAUGCAUAGUAUAUUCAGAGCUUGAGUCAACCGGGAAAUUUGAAAGGAUGAGUAUGAAAGUAGAUGAAGAUGAACAUAGCAUAGAAAUGCAGUUGCCAUACAUUGCCAAAGUGAUGCAAGAGUAAUAGUCUGAAAACAAUGUUCAAGUCUUAGAAUAAUAAUUUAUACACUUUUUUUUUUUUAUGUGUAUUUUAGCUAUAAAGAUAAAUUUACUAUUGUGCCGAUAAUGGUUGGAUCAUUGAGUACUGAAAAAGAGUGUUAUUACGGUCAAAUAUUUGCUCAAUAUCUGGCAGAUCCAAAAAAUCUUUUUAUAAUAUCUUCAGAUUUUUGCCAUUGGGGACAAAGAUUCCGUUAUACGUUCUAUGAAAGAUCUUGGGGUGAAAUUCAUCAGUCAAUUAAAACUUUAGACCAUAAGGUAAAACAGAUAUAAUCACAAUUUGAUAUAAGUAAUACAAUAUUAGUUAUUAAUUGUACACUUUGAAAUUAGAUUAUGUUUUUAAUUGAGAUCUUAAAAAAAACUUAUUUUUCUUUUUCAAGGGCAUGGAUACUAUUGAGACAUUACAACCCGCUGCAUUUGUUGAAUACUUAAAAACUUUUUCGAACACAAUAUGUGGCAGGCAUCCCAUCAGUGUUUUACUGCAGGUAAUAUAAGAAUCAUAAACUAUAAAUAUUAAAGUAAAUAAGUAUAGUUAUUAAAUAUAUAAAUACAAAAUGUACAUAUAAAAAUAAAUGAAUCAAUGUGUCACAUAGAGUAUAAUACACUUAUCAUAAUACUCUAGGCGACACAUUGAUUCAUUUAUUUAAUUUAUUUUUAUAUAUACAUUUUGUAUUUAUAUAUUUAUUUACAAGUAUUAAAUGUUGAAUAAUAUAUUGUAUUAACAAAAACAAUAAAAUUAAAUACUAUUGACACCUUUUUGGAUGAAUAAAUCAUAUUACUAUUAUUAUUAUUUUUUUUUUUAAUAGGCUGCAGCUCAUUUACGAAAUUCAAAUCCAAAAAUGUCUCUCAAGUUUUUAAAGUAUGCCCAAUCUAGCCAAUGUUACAACCUUAAUGAUUCAUCGGUUAGCUAUGCAUCUGCUUCUCUCAUAAUGGAAUAGAAAAAUUGUGCUUCAAAGUGGAUAUUUUAAAAUUCACAUUUUUUUUUCUAAAUUAAGUUUAUUUUUAAGUUAGAACAUUAAAUACUUACUUAAUAUUUUUAAGAACCAAACCAUAAUGGUAAAAAAUUUUUGUUUAAACAUUGUUUAUAUUAUUAAAUAUUAAAUGUGACAUUUUUUUAUAAUAAAUACGCAUUAUUUUUUUAUAUAAAUAUAUAUUGUAAAAUUAAUGUAAAUUAAAUCAUGAAAAAAAAAAUAUCAUGAAUGAUAAUUAAUAAUAUAAAUUGUUUUUAUUGAACAAAGAAAGCAUUCUAGUUCAGGGAUUCAAUUCCUUGUUCAGUUACUACAAAAGGAACGCUCGUUGGACCAGAAUGGGGGCUAAAUAUCACUUCAAUAUAUCUGGAACAUGGGGUCUUGGACAUCAAAAGUCUUGUAGUCACCAAAUUGGCCCACGAUAAUCCUAACGAUGGCACUAAUUUUUUCCCUGUGAUAUCAGACAUUGAUGAUGUUACCUAUAAGUGAAAAUAUAAUAUAAUUGUUAAAAUAUAUAUGGUUAUCAUAAUUAUAUGUUUGUUACUUGAUUAACACAUAUGAUCCACAGGCCAUGUUUGACAGAUAAAUUGUGUAAACAAAAUGCCAAGUCUCUAAGAUCUCUAGACCUACGAGGCGCUUCACUUAGUGUGUACUCGCCUCGAAAUACAGCUGUAAUACUAUCAAUGACAAUUAGUUUUAUAGAUCUAUGAAGAAGUGCUUUUGGCAGCAUUUCGUGGAUACAUUUUUUCAAGUCUUCCUGAAAUAUACAAGCACUGUUAAAAUAACAUAUCUUCCAAUGGAAAAACCAACAUUUACCACAGUUGCUAUAUGACUAAUCAAAAUAUUGUCUCCAUAAUUUGUUUGGCACAAUUCGCUCAUAUCUAUUCUAUUGUCGCAUUGAUAUUUAAAUCGAAGAUUGGAUAUCAUUUGUUGUAUUCGACUCGAGGGAAAUCUGUCUUCAGUACAAAUAUAUACAGCUCCUAUAUUUAAAUGAAUGUAAUAAUUUUUUUGUUUAACUAUUUGAUUAAUUAUUUUAACAUUCAUGAGUUCCUACCAGAUUUUGCACCUUUAAAUGAUAAUGGUAAUUGAACAGUCAACGCGAUCUGCAAGCAAAAUUGUGUUUUUCCACAACCACUUUCACCCGAAAUCUCUGUGAUACCAUAUUUGAAUAGACCUCCACCUAAAGCUUUGUCGAUGUGAUCACAUCCUGUUGUAAGCACUUGAUUAUGAGGUUCUUUAUAGCGUCCACUACUUUUUUUUUAAUAAAUUUAAUAAAUAUUACUUAUAUUCAUUUAAAAUUUAAAUUUACUUAACGUUUGAUGUGCUUAUUUUUGAUGCUUCAAUAAACACACGGCGAGUGGCUGCUGCUGUCAAAUUGAAUUUUUUCUGAAGUUCAGCUUCUGUGUACUGAAAAAUAUGUUUUGUUGUUAAAAGACCUCCUGAAAUAAUAAUUAUCAGUAA
Molecule: messenger RNA, 3381 nt
Organism: Cinara cedri
Lineage: Eukaryota; Metazoa; Arthropoda; Insecta; Hemiptera; Aphididae
Source: the annotation of a GenBank genome assembly